CAGUUGGAGGCAGGAGCGUUGGAUUAGACUCAGAGAAAACGGGAUGAUGAUGGUUGGACAGAGAAACACAGCAAGCGACUGAUAUAAACGCACGUGACGGACACACACACACACACACACGCACACAUACGACUGUUACAACAUGGGGGCGGUUGUCGGAACACUGAGCUUACAGACGAGACAGCGACGACCAUCAAGAGCAACAAUGUUCGGAUCUACAAACCAUGAUAGGGUGUGUGAUGAUCUGGAGCUGUCUGUGGUGUGUCAUCGUCCAGAGGCUUUGGACCUGCUGGAGGCUCAAUCAAACUUCAACAGGAAAGAGCUGCAAGUGCUGUACAGAGGCUUUAAAAACGAAUGUCCCAGUGGCGUGGUCAACGAGGAGACGUUCAAACAGAUCUACUCGCAGUUCUUUCCUCACGGGGACGCCAGCACAUACGCACAUUACCUGUUCAACGCCUUUGACUCUUCCCAAAGCGGAUCAAUCAAAUUUGAGGACUUUGUAACGGCUCUGUCCAUCUUGUUGAGAGGAACAACAACAGAGAAGUUACAGUGGACCUUCAACCUGUACGACAUUAACAAAGAUGGUUACAUUAAUAAAGAGGAGAUGACCGAUAUAGUGAAAGCCAUAUAUGACAUGAUGGGCCGCUUCACGUAUCCCGCUCUGAAGACCGACACCACCAAACAGCACGUGGAUGCUUUCUUCCAGAAAAUGGACAAGAACAGAGAUGGAGUCGUCACUCUUGAUGAGUUUAUCCUCUCCUGUCAAGAGGAUGAAAACAUCAUGCGAUCAUUGCAGCUCUUUGAGAAUGUGAUAUAGAGCCAGAGGAAGAGGAGGAUGAAGGGCGGAAAAGGGAAAUUAGUCAGAGAAAGAAACCAAUGAACUCUUGAAUCUGACCAGUUUUCUGUUAGA
Messenger RNA from Rhinichthys klamathensis goyatoka, 910 nucleotides. RefSeq names its product Kv channel interacting protein 1 a (gene kcnip1a). Lineage: Eukaryota; Metazoa; Chordata; Actinopteri; Cypriniformes; Leuciscidae. The record is from RefSeq and is a predicted model, not a curated record. The coding region runs from base 143 to 817 and encodes 224 amino acids. Gene Ontology annotation, molecular function: potassium channel regulator activity; transmembrane transporter binding; calcium ion binding. Gene Ontology annotation, biological process: regulation of potassium ion transmembrane transport. Gene Ontology annotation, cellular component: voltage-gated potassium channel complex. The transcript is spliced from 9 exons.